Molecule: messenger RNA, 764 nt
Organism: Coffea eugenioides
Lineage: Eukaryota; Viridiplantae; Streptophyta; Magnoliopsida; Gentianales; Rubiaceae
Product: RNA polymerase II subunit A C-terminal domain phosphatase SSU72
Exons: 4
Coding region: 66-602 (178 amino acids)
Biological process (GO): termination of RNA polymerase II transcription
Cellular component (GO): mRNA cleavage and polyadenylation specificity factor complex; nucleus
Molecular function (GO): RNA polymerase II CTD heptapeptide repeat phosphatase activity
Source: RefSeq, a predicted model, not a curated record
GGCCGCCACUUCCUCCGUCACUCGACCUAUAGUCCUCCCGCCUCUCUGGGAAGACGUCGGCGACGAUGAAGUUCCGGUACGCCAUGGUAUGCUCGUCGAAUCAGAACCGGAGCAUGGAGGCUCACUCGCUCUUCAAGAGAGAGGGCUUCGACGUCUCCUCUUACGGAACUGGUCAACACGUUAAGCUCCCCGGUCCUUCCCUCAGAGAACCCAAUGUCUACGACUUCGGCACCCCUUACAAACACAUGUUUGAUGAUCUCCGACGCAAAGACCCCGAAUUGUAUAAGCGAAAUGGGAUAUUGCCAAUGCUUAAGAGGAACUUGGCUGUAAAAUCAGCGCCUCAGAGAUGGCAAGAGAAUGCAGCUGAUGGCUCCUUUGAUGUAGUGCUUACGUUUGAGGAAAAAGUUUUUGACAUGGUUAUUGAAGAUCUUCACAACCGAAAUCAUGUUCUCAUGAAGCCUGUGUUGGUAAUCAACUUGGAGGUAAAAGACAAUCAUGAGGAAGCAGCCAUUGGAGCAAGGCUUGCUUUGCUUUUGUGCCAGGAACUUGAAUCUUUUGAGGCUUGGGAGGAAUCAAUCAAUAUGUGCUUGCUCACGCUAUAGUUAUAUGAAAUCCCGAUCAUGCAUUACUCUUUCAGGUCCCACUGAAUUGUUGUAUACUACUUCUCUGUGCAGCUUGAAUCCACUGAGGCUUGGGAGGAAUCAAUUGAUGAUCUUAUCACUAACUUUGAGAGACAACAUCGAAGGAAGCUUUUAUACAGUGUU